Messenger RNA from Esox lucius (northern pike), 3738 nucleotides. RefSeq names its product serine protease 23. Gene Ontology annotation, biological process: proteolysis. The transcript has 3 exons. The record is from RefSeq and is a predicted model, not a curated record. Gene Ontology annotation, molecular function: serine-type endopeptidase activity. Lineage: Eukaryota; Metazoa; Chordata; Actinopteri; Esociformes; Esocidae. The coding region runs from base 620 to 1765 and encodes 381 amino acids.
GAAUCACUAGUGGCCACUCCCGUUAACAAGCAACGCUAGUAUCCACCGACCGCCGGUCCCGAUGGAGGAGCAAACACACCGGAACGGUUGUCUUCGGAAACCCUCUAACUUUUCGUGGAAUAAUAAGAGAUGAUUAUAUAUACCAGUUACAUUCGAAAAACGAUUUCCUCUUGUGAACAUCUCCCUUUUUGAAAGGAAUAUAUUUGACCAGUUCAACCUCUCCGCAACUUGCACGUUCGCAUCAACAGCCUCUGACGCCCGCGCCGUAGCAGCAAAAAAAGAAAACGCUGCUCCCCCAAAACUCCCGUCGCCUACCACCUGUCAAUGCAAACUAAGUGCAUGCAUGAGGGGAAAACUGCUGACUCGGUGGGGAUUGAGAGACCAAGGGUGUCUCCUAAAUUAAGCUGUACUCCCACUGUCGUGUACUGCAGGGUCAACAUAGUGCCUAAGGGUAGCGUGCCAUUUAGGACACCGAUGAAGAGGUCCUCCUACUUGACACAGUGAUCCAAGCUUCAUCUACCCCCGACCAGAAUCUCUAGAACUUUCACCCAGCAAUGAUGUGGAUGCCUGACCUUUAACAUCUGACUCCUGGCACUGUGACAAAAGGUUCCGCUCCUCCAUGGCCUCUGUUUUCUCCCUCCCAUCCUCCAUUACCCUCACCCCCCUCAUCCUCCUGCUCUCCAUCUCUCAGGUGGCUCCUAGCCUGCCCCAGUGGCCCCUAAGUCGCAUUCCUGUGGUUCUUCCCCAGACGACCGAGGAUCGUCCCGCCCCCCACUUUCAGGCAGACGCUAGGUUGGACGUCAUUUCACCAUGUGACCCAGAAUGCCACAAGAUGGCUCCUCCCCCCAGCUACUCAGACCUGCGUAGCAUCCUGUCCUACGAAACGCUCCAUAGCAACGGUCACCUCACUGAAACUGCUGUCGGGAUCUACGGGUACGCCCGACCUAAGACCACGCUGGCGACUCCGUCCCGGCAGAAGCGUCAGAUCUUCGGCCACGACGGUCGUUUCAGCAUCGUAGGGCGAGACUACCUGCUGAACUACCCGUUCUCCGCGGCGGUCAAGCUGUCCACAGGGUGUUCCGGAACCCUGGUGGGGGACCGGCAUGUUCUGACUGCCGCCCACUGCGUGCACGAUGGGAAAAACUACGUGAAAGGGGCGCAGAAGCUCCGGGUGGGCUUCCUGAAGCCGAAGCAGCACGAUAAUUCCGCCUCAGCCACCAAUGCAACCAACGGCAACAACCGUCGGCCAUCCCCAGACAAGAUGAAGUUCCAGUGGAUUCGUGCUAAACGUACCCAUGUGCCCAAAGGUUGGAUCAAAGGGAAUGCCAACGACAUCGGCAUGGACUACGACUACGCUUUACUAGAGCUAAAGAAGGCCCACAAGAGGCGCCACAUGAAGCUGGGUGUCUCCCCGUCAGCGAAGCAGCUCCCUGGGCGGCGGGUCCAGUUCUCCGGUUACGACAAUGACCGACCAGGCCAGCUGGUCUACCGGUUCUGCCGGGCUGGGGAGGAGACAUCAGACCUCCUUUACCAGCACUGUGACGCCCAGCCCGGGGCCAGUGGCUCUGGAGUCUAUGCUCGGAUGUGGGACCGCAGAAGCCGGCGUUGGGAGAGGAAGGUGAUUGGCGUGUUCUCGGGCCACCAGUGGGUCGAUCGAGACGGAGCGUCGCAGGAGUUCAACGUGGCAGUGAGGGUCACACCAUUGAAAUAUGCUCAGAUAUGCUACUGGAUCAAAGGAAACUAUGUUGACUGCAGAGAGGGAUGAAGAAAAAGUGGCAGAGCAAAUGUCUCACAGACGCACAGGAUUGGUAGAGAAGCAGGAAGUGAAGAAUGUCUACUUUCCUUAGUGAGGAUGUGAAGUGACCAAUGGACAUGAACAUGUCAUGCAAUGCGCAUAUAUUUUAUCAGACAUUAAUAUCGCUUCAUUUUCUUUACUAGAAACAUUCCCUAAUCCGAAAUUCUGCACGAAAACACCCCGAAAAUCAUAAAAACAUAUGAGUACAAAAGAGUACAAAACACACCACUUCCUAUAAGCGCUCAGAUUGACAUACAUGUCAUGCUACCUGUCUAAUGGCAUUCUCAAAUUGACUCGCUCUGCUUACAUGCUCAUUAACACUUUUCAAGCAUACACUUAUACAAUGUACAAAUGUACUCAUGCUAACAGACUGUAAUAUCAACACUGUGCUUUGAAAACUAACGGAAUCUUUUAUUAUUGAAUUUAUAUGCAUGCUACAAGGUAGCUUCGACCGCAACGUUAGGACCUAUUAGCAUUCCUGAAAAGUCAGGUAGCCUCACAAAAAAGUUAAUAACAUCGAUAUCCGUUAACUGCUCAGGAAAAACUCGUUUCUCGUCAACAAAGACAUACACAGUGUAAUCCCAAUGGAUUUACCAUCCGGCGGUUUGAAUUUGUCCCUCGCUGUCAACAAAGUUGUUAAAAGCAUUCCCCCCCUCACCCACCAGGUAGUGCAAGUAAUUAAACAAUUUUUAUUUUUAGUUUAAUAACUAUUUGUUGGAGAUCUUACGCACAGCCUUGUACAUGCAAUUAGUCAUAUUUUUUCGUAAAUUUGACGUUAUCUGUAGUUACCGAAUUUAAACCUGGACGAUUCCUUUUAAUUACUGGCCCUACCUUUUAAAAAGCUAUAUUAUCUGGCUUUUCGCAAUUUAAGUUAAUAGCUCAUUCAGUUGUGGUCUAAGCUAACUACAAGGCCUGACCGAUUACUUAGCUAGUCCACCUACUGGCUCAACACGAAAGCUCCAGUUUUUUGUUGUUGAAUCAAUUAGAACUUGCGAUAAGCAUAUCUUCAUAGAAACUAGUAUUUUUUUCAGAAUAUUCAUGCAAUUUGUCGGCCUAUUCAUCGAAUCUGAUUUGUAGUAGGCUAAAUCUUUCGGAAAAUGACCGCUAUGGACAAGAAUCCCUGGGUCGAUGUCAUUUUGUGGAAUAGAACAUUUAAAACGGAUAGUUUAGGAUAUGAGCAAUGAUUUCCUUUAUCUCAUUCCCCAUAGUCAGAUGAACUAGUGGAUAUUCGUUUUUGUAUCUGCGUCUAGUAUGAAGAGCGGACCACGUCUUUAUGGGCACUAGCGAUAUCCCUAAAUCCAGAUAGUAGCCUAACUAUCUUUAAAUUGUAUGCAAAUAUAAAAACAUCAUCCACGAGAAUCUAGGAAGGUAGAUAGUCCCAGUGCCAGAAUCCUGAACUGUCCCUUUAAUGCACUGGAUUAAAAGAGCAACUGUGUAAACGAGGAAUGGUUCGAUCAUAAUGAUUAAUACGGAGCUACGGAUACUGACAGUUGUGAUUGCUUGGUGAUUCUACCGUUGUCAGAUCCUUUGUUUUUGUAUGUUUGUUAUCGAAAAUGAAUGUAACGUCGUCAACCAAAGGUGCUACCCUCCUCGUCAAAAAUGUAAACCUGAAAAUAUGUAGGCUGUUGGGCCCUGCUCAAAAGAAUUUCACUAUGUAGGCAGUAGGUCCCAAUUUGGGAAGUAACUUCUGUCCAAUCUCUGUACAGUUAGGGGGUUUAGGUAGCUCCUCAACGCCCCCUGCUGGGCCAAAGACUACAGCUGACUGAUGCACAGCAACAGUCUAAUGACUGUUGCCAUACUCACCCUAAUCUGCUAAAGACAUGCACUUUGCCAGGCCUAAUGGUUCUGUGAUUUGUCUUAAAAAAAAUAAACAGAUCAAAUAUAAUGCUAUAUUAUGUCAAUCAUGUAAAGCUUAUGAAUAAAACAUGCUGUGUAACAUUCAA